AGUAGGAUAAAACUUGAAAGAAACAGAAUUAAACACAAUUCUUCGUCUCAGUUUCCAGAUAAUUCUAUAUCUUCCUCUUCCUCUUCCUCAUCCUGCUCCUACAAUGGCAAUUUCCUUGCCAUCGGCCACCAUUUCAUCCCUAACCUCCGAUAAUUCUUGCAGUUUCAUCUGUUCAACUACUUCUUCAACUUCAAGAAAGUCUUGUCCAGUCCCUAAAUCUUGUUCUUCCUUGUCUUCUCUUCAACAGCAUUUUCCAUGGAAGCUUCGUCGUCAGAUUCGUAUUGGAAAUGCUCGCUCGUCUUCUCAACAACGUGAUCGAAUUCUUCCUCUGGUUCAAGCAAAGAAGCAGACAUUUUCCUCAUUUGAUGAAUUGAUUACCAAUGCUGACAAACCAGUUCUAGUUGACUUUUAUGCAACAUGGUGUGGUCCUUGUCAGUUUAUGGUUCCUAUUCUUGAACAAGUGUUAACCUCUUUGAAGGACAAGAUUCAGGUGGUUAAAAUUGAUACAGAGAAAUAUCCAGAAAUCGCUGGCAAGUACAAGAUUGAGGCAUUGCCUACAUUCAUCUUAUUCAAGGAUGGGAAGCCUUUUGACCGCUUUGAAGGUGCGCUGCCUGCAGAUAAGCUAAUUCAACGCAUUGAGUCUUCUUUGGCUGUGAAAUCAUAACAUUGACAUUUGCCUGAUGGCCAUCAUAUGGAAGCUUUUGUAUGUUCAUUGAAAUGUUACCUUUGAUUUGGAUAAGCAAUCACACAGGAAUACUGCAUUUGACAUCCGAAGAUAAAGAUUGUUCUAUUUUUUGGUCAUGUAAAGGGAUACCAUGAAAGCUGGUGAAAUGCUUUACCUGAUCAUUAGAAUGAGUUGAAAUCUUUGUGGUUGCUAAUAUAAUAACCUUAUUACUAAUGGCUCGUAUGGUUUUUCCUAGAUAAAUAGUUUCAUUUGGAAAGGACAAAAUUGAAAACUUGUUAUGGGAGUGUUUAUGUCUAUGUGUACAAAGUCGGUUUGGGCUUUUUCAAGCUAAUUCAAAACAGCUUAUUUUCUGUC
Messenger RNA from Amaranthus tricolor (Joseph's coat), 1039 nucleotides. RefSeq lists its product as uncharacterized. The record is from RefSeq and is a predicted model, not a curated record. Gene Ontology annotation, cellular component: cytoplasm. NCBI's taxonomy places the organism in Eukaryota, Viridiplantae, Streptophyta, Magnoliopsida, Caryophyllales, Amaranthaceae. The transcript is spliced from 4 exons. Gene Ontology annotation, molecular function: oxidoreductase activity, acting on a sulfur group of donors, disulfide as acceptor; protein-disulfide reductase activity. Bases 104 to 664 code for a protein of 186 amino acids.